This is a messenger RNA of Linum trigynum, 761 nucleotides long. The record is from the annotation of a GenBank genome assembly. Lineage: Eukaryota; Viridiplantae; Streptophyta; Magnoliopsida; Malpighiales; Linaceae.
CUCAGCUCAAAGAUAGCUUCUAGGAUGUGUUCUUCGUACUUUCUCUCUCUAGGGCUCUGUUUUUGCUCUGAAAAUCCCAUUCUCUCACUUGCAGCCCGAAAUUGGGUAACAACCAGAAAUUCCCGACUCACAUGGGCAGGCCACACGGCCGUGUGAGAUACCCAGUUGCCCGUGUGAGAUCAAAACGCCGCGUUUCCAAUAAUUGCACUUCAGGCUACCUACACGGUCAGGGCCACACGGCCGUGUGGCUCACCCUGUCUGCCCGUGUGAAGCCUCGCAGAAUCCCACACGGCCACAAUGCAACUUCACACGGUCGUGUGGGUUUUAUUCCAGCCCGUGCGAAGGCUCGCAGAAUCCCACACGGCCAGAUUGGUUACUUGCACGGCCGUGUGGGUUUUGUGUGUGCCCGUGUGGCUUCCUCAGUGACUCGCCGCGUGUCCGAUCUUCGUCCAAUCGACCCCGAACUCGCUCCUAAGCCUUCAUUCACUUACUAGGACCUGAAAUAUCACAAACAAGCACAACCUAGCGUGAAAUCGACCUAAAACACGAGAAUCAACACCUCAAACGGCUCCAGAAUAGGGGUAAAAACAUGUGUAAUUAAUGAGUCAUCAGCAUCCACACACUAGGCGGUCGGUUCGAUGGGGUGGAUGAAACACCCUAACCCGGUCGGGUACUACUUUUACUAAAAUGCCCUUGAAAAUAAAAUAACCAAAUCUUAAGUUUCAGCGGGAAAAUUUUCAUAAUAAAAUACUGAAAACACA